Messenger RNA from Thermothielavioides terrestris NRRL 8126, 1834 nucleotides. RefSeq lists its product as uncharacterized. Gene Ontology annotation, biological process: rRNA processing. Gene Ontology annotation, molecular function: protein binding. Gene Ontology annotation, cellular component: nucleus. The record is from RefSeq and is a predicted model, not a curated record. The coding region runs from base 103 to 1743 and encodes 546 amino acids. NCBI's taxonomy places the organism in Eukaryota, Fungi, Ascomycota, Sordariomycetes, Sordariales, Chaetomiaceae. The transcript has 2 exons.
GGAAAUCUUCGAUAUCGAGCCAGCACCGGCCGCAGCAGGCGGCCUACCUAGUCCUCAUCGGAGCCAUCCACCAGUGGCCAAGGAGUCUCUCUAAUCUUGAAAAUGUCGUCGAUGAUAACAACUACCACGUGGGUGCCGCGGGGUUUUGCGGCACCGUUCCCCACAAAGUAUAAUUUUGACGAGGAGGAAUUCGAGCGCAUCGCGAGCCUGGCGAAACUGCAGCUCGACGACGCCAAGGAGGACCUCGAGGAGGCGCAAGAGAACGAGGCCACACCGGAGAAGUCUUCAGGGAAAAAGGAGCAAGAAAACAAGCCCUCAGCAGAAGACGACAACGCUUCCGACACCGAGAUUGACGACGACCUGAAAGAAUAUGACCUCGAGCACUACGACGAUGAUGACGAGCAGGGCGAGGGCCAGUCCAUGGCCAUGUUUGGAAAUGUCAAGUCGCUAGCCUACUACGAGUCCAACGAGGACGAUCCGUACAUCACCCUGAAAGACGACGUCGAAGACGAGGAAGACCGCGAGGACCUGCAAAUUUUGGCAACUGACAACCUGCUGUUAGCCGCCAAGGUCGAGGAUGAGCUUGCCCACCUGGAAGUCUACGUCUACGAGGACGAGGCGGACAACCUCUACGUGCACCACGACAUCAUGCUGCCCGCGAUCCCCUUGUGCGUCGAGUGGCUGGACAUCCCCGUCAGCAAACCCGGCGUCGAGAAGGACGCAGCGGCGAACUUCGUCGCCAUCGGCACAUUCGACCCAGACAUUGAGAUAUGGGACCUCGACACUGUGGACUGCAUGUACCCCAACGCGAUCCUGGGGCAAGGGGGCAACGCCGAGGAGGACAAGAAGAAGAAAAAGAAGAAAAAGAAGUCCAAAAAGGCGAAUGACGAAUAUCACGUCGAUGCUGUCUUGGCACUCGCCGCGAACAGGAAACACCGGAACCUCCUGGCAUCCGCUUCGGCGGACAAGACCGUCAAGCUCUGGGACCUGCACACGGCCAAGUGCGCCAAGUCGUACAGCUACCACGCCGACAAGAUCUGCUCGCUUUCCUGGCACUCUGUCGAGUCCACAGUGUUGCUGAGCGGCAGCUACGACCGCACCGCCGCCGUCGCCGACAUGCGCGCGCCGGGCGAGCAGCCGAUGAAGGUGGGCGUGGAGAGCGACGUCGAGAACGUGAGGUGGGACCCGCACGACCCCAACUUCUUCUACGUCUCGACCGAGCGGGGCGUCAUCCACUACUUUGAUGUGCGCAAUGCUUCCAAGGACCCCGCGGCCAGCAAGACGGUCUGGAAGCUGCAGGCCCACGACGAGUCCGUCUCGUCGUUCGACCUGAACCCUGUGAUCCCCGGGUUCAUGGCCACCGGGUCCACCGACAAGACGGUCAAGCUGUGGAACAUCAGCGCGGAGGGACCCUCGUUGGUCGUCUCGCGCGACUUUGGCGUCGGCAAGGUCUUCUCCACGACCUUUGCGCCGGACAAAGAAGUCGCUUUCAGGCUCGCGGUUGCCGGUAGCAAGGGGACGGUUUCUGUCUGGGACACCAGCACAAACCCCGGCGUCCGCAAGGCGUUUGGCCAAAGGGUGCCGACCAAGGCUUCCGGGGAUGGCGAGGUUGAGGAUCGCCUGGUCGGCGUGGAUGACGAUGAGAGCAGCAGCAGUGAGGAGGAGGGGGAGAAUGAAGAGGACGAUGACGAGGAGGACGGCGCCGCGUUAAGCCAUGAUGGGGACUCGAUGGACGAAGAUUAGGACUGAAGAGCCUUGAUAUCAUGCGGAUGGUACUGCACUGCUAGCCUUCUUGUCUGGCCGGAACGGGAAUCCGCACUCUGCGUUGGCUGUU